This is a messenger RNA of Durio zibethinus, 3650 nucleotides long. RefSeq names its product forkhead-associated (FHA) domain-containing protein (gene PS1). Gene Ontology annotation, cellular component: nuclear membrane. NCBI's taxonomy places the organism in Eukaryota, Viridiplantae, Streptophyta, Magnoliopsida, Malvales, Malvaceae. Gene Ontology annotation, molecular function: protein binding. The record is from RefSeq and is a predicted model, not a curated record.
CUUACUUGCAAGAAGCCACUAUAUGAUACUAACAAAAGCCCGUUUAAAAAAUAAACCAAGAAAAAACAACUCUUAUCUCAAAUAUCCUUUAGCCUCGCUCUGUUUCUUUCCUGUCUACAAUGGGUGAGGAGAAAGAAAGGAAAAUUCCAGUGUUUACAGUGAUAAAGAACGGAGCAAUUCUCAAGAACAUUUUUGUCAUCAACAAACCACAAGAAAUGGAAGACGAAGAAGACCCACAUAAUCAAACUGAAGAAAUUUUGAUUGUUGGUAGACACCCAGAUUGCAACAUCAUGUUAACUCAUCCUAGCAUCAGCAGAUUCCACCUGCAAAUUCACUCCAAACCCUCUUCCCAGAAACUCUCUGUCCUCGACUUAUCAUCUGUUCAUGGGACCUGGGUUUCGGGGAAGAAGAUUGACCCUGGAGUUGUGGUGGAACUGAAUGAAGAUGAUACUAUAAAAAUUGGUGGCUCAACUAGAAUUUAUAAGCUGCAUUGGAUUCCUAUGAGUAGUGCCUAUGAUAUGGAAAACCCCUUUUUAUCGGCUAUGGAUUUACCCAUUGAAGAAGAGAAAGAGGAGGAAAGUGUAGAGGAAUCACAUCAGGGGGAGAAUACAAUUUUAACUGAAAAUGAAUGUAAUGAGGGCAAAUAUGCAUUGCCGGAGGAAGGACAAGAAGAAGAAACAUUUCAGGAUCAGAGUUCUGUACCAGCAGAAGAUGAAGAACUUGACGCAAUGGAUGCGGUUUUGGAGGGUUUAGUUUCUUUGUUUUCUGAUGAGAGUGCAGGAGUACUUAUGAAGAAAGAGAUUCCAUCAGCACCUCCGAUGCCUGAAAAUAUGAAUUAUUCAAUAUAUUGUGACGAAUCUGAGAGCACAUUGAGGAAUAACCUUGGAGAGAGGGAACUUUUAUGUCUCCAGUCUGAGCUUUCAAGCAAUAUUUCAGAAGAACUGGAUAUGGUUGUUGAGGGGGUUAUCUCUGAAUCCCGAAAUCAAAAGUUCGGCAAAGAUAACAAGAGCAUCCUGCCAGAGACUGUCACAGAAGCAAUAUCAGAAGGAGAGAACCUAGAGAGAUCCCUAAGAAAAUCAGAGCUAGAAACUGAUCACUCAGAGAAUAGUGAUCCUUCAUUUGUAGAACUGGAUAACUAUUCAGCCAAUGAAAUAGUUGAAGAAACUGAGAACAGAGGACCACUGCAAGCGAGCCAGCAAAAGAGGAUUGUUUCAAGACUUUCCACUGCUCCUCACCUGAUAGAAUCAAUUAACUCCGCUUUGCAAGACGAAGAUGUACUUUUGAAUAUCAAAUCUCAACAAGUACAAAAAGAAAACCAGACCCCCAAGCUCCUUUCUUCUUUGAAAGGAAAGAAGGAGAAUGCUGCAGCAGAUCAAGAGUCAAUCUUGACGGUGAACCUGGAUUCUACAUGUUCUGAUGGAUGCAAAGACUGUCUCUCUGGAAAUGUUAAGGAUGCUGAAAACCAGACCCUAUCACGGAAAGACUAUCAAAACGAAAACACAAGUUUCUGUUCUGCUCCUCUCCCAACAGAAUCAGUCAACUCAUCUUUGCCUAUUGGUGGUGAAGUUUUCUCUGAGUUUACAGAUGAUAAAAGGAACCCAACCCCACAAUCUUUCUUUGCUCCUGCAUUGCUGUAUGAAGACGAGAAUUUAGAGAGCUCUCCCCUGAGGUUAGAGAAAAAAUCCAACUUGCAUAGUAUUUGGUCCAGAAGAGGUAAAUCUGCUUCUGUUCUUCAGAUUCAAACUGGGAGGAGCACGGGAAAAGCUGUUGAAGGCACCAACAAUGCAGAAAAUAAAUCAAUUCUAAAAUCUCUUUUUGUUUGCUCAGAAGAGGCGGAAGAAGAAAUCUAUACUCCAGACAAGGAGAAUUUCACCCCAAACACUCUUUUAAUGAAAGCGUUGAAAAGAAAGGGCAAGCUAGAAGAAAUUGAACGUUCUUCAGAGGUUACUUUUAGCCCUGAUCUUCAGCCAGAAGACAACGUGGUCGCCUCAGACAAAGAAAAUCAGACACCAAAACUUAUCAAAGACCUUAAAUCAGCAAGAAGGGCAUCUCCAAAUCAACCAAAGUUAGAACAAGAGAGAAUGGUGUUCAAGGGAAAAGUAGAAAGGGUGCCAUUUCAAUCUCUGCUGGUGGACUCUGCUUGCAAAAGUGUAUCGGAAGCCUCAGUCCCCAAGACUACAGCACAAAGUAGCAAUUCUAAUACUUUCAAUUAUAAAUCAACAGAGAAGAAGAUUGCUCUUCCAUCUUCGAACAAAUAUGUUGCAGAGGGAAGGAGGACUUGGACCAUGGUAGCAGACACUACUUCUCUGAUGGACAAGGAAUCAAGGAAGUCAUUAGAGCUUUUACAAGGUCUCAAAGGGAUGCGAUUGAUCAUUCCAAGAAUUGUCAUAAGGGAGCUGGAUUGUUUGAAGCGACGUGGAAGUCUAUUCAGAAGAACAACAGAAGCCUCUUCAGUUUUGAAAUGGAUUGAAGACUGUAUGUUGAAAUCAAAAUGGUGGAUCCAUGUCCAGAGCACUAUGGAGGAAGGAGGGCCAAUAGCACCAACUCCACCUGCCACUCCUGAAUCUCAGUUCAGUGAAGGCAGUAUGGGAAAUCCCUUUGGGACAACGAGGUCAGCACCAUUUUCAGCCCGGGGAGGUCUAAUGGAAAUUGCUUCACCCACAGCAGAAGAUCAUAUCCUUGAUUGUGCCCUUCUUUUUAGGAAAAUGAAAAGUGAUGGACAGUUCGUCCUGCUUAGUAACGAUGUCACGCUAAAGAUCAAAGCCAUGGCAGAGGGUUUGAUCUGUGAGACAGUGCAAGAAUUCCGCGAAAGUCUGGUGAGCCCCUUCUCUGAGAGGUUUAUGUGGGUUGACAGCUCUCCUAGAGGACAGACUUGGUCAGUCUUGGAUGAUGUAGUUUUGAGGGACAAGUAUAACCGUUUCCCCCCAAGGAAGGCAUCCAAGGGAGAUGUGAAGGGUUUGAAACUCAUCUUGCUUCAUAAUUCCCACUAUGGACAGAUCAGUUCAGUCCGCUAAAAUAAUUGAGCCUGUGGUUUAAUACUAGAUGUUAUGUUUUUGAACAUAAUUGCUUACGAUAAAGCAUAUACCAUUGUUGUCCUCUUUGUCCAAAUAGUAUUAUUGGUUUCACUAUAUAGUGCUGGCUGGGAUAAAAAAUAAACCAGGCAUGAUGUGGUGUCUUAUAAUUAUUCACAUAAUCAUGCACUAAGGUUCACUGGCAUAUCAUUGUUCCUGUGGCAUUGGAGGCUGGGGAAGAUACUGAGGAGGUGGCAAUGGAUAAGGCUGGUAGUAUUGAUGAUAUCUCCUUUCUGAAGGUUAGUUGGUUCCAGAGUCAAUCCAAUACAAUUGAGCAUCUUUCCCUGCUAGCAGCAUAAGAAUUUUGCCAGGUUCUAUGUUGCUAGAACAUCAGAGGCAGAAUUUGGUCCUAGUCAAAAGUAAAGACAUGAGUAGACUAACAAAUGUUUAUUGCUGCAAUUCUUAACGAAAUAUAUCAUUUUCUGAAGUAUUAGCCAUAUCUGGUAUUUGGUCCACAUGGCUUUGGACGAUUGGAAGGAACCUGUUUCCAGUACAGCGCCAGAUGAGAUGGAUUCUUAGCCAAGGCCAACUCAAAAAAUGGAUGGUGAAAGUAGUGCCCAAAUUCAUGCUUAAGUGAGA